Molecule: messenger RNA, 1309 nt
Organism: Drosophila montana
Lineage: Eukaryota; Metazoa; Arthropoda; Insecta; Diptera; Drosophilidae
Product: cuticle protein 21.3
Exons: 5
Coding region: 58-888 (276 amino acids)
Source: RefSeq, a predicted model, not a curated record
AAAAACUGCAAAUUUUUUUUUCACGUGCAGCAAACAUAUUAAAAAACCACACUCAAAAUGGCAUUCAAGCUCAUCUUCUGCCUGGCCGCAAUGGCCAUUGCCGCUGCCCAGGCCAAGCCCGGCGGUCCCGCUGCCUAUUCGAUUAGCGCGCCCAGCGUGGACCACGCCUCGGUUGGCAAUACACAGGAGCACACGGUGAAGGGACACUACGGCCAAUCGUCUCAGUCUGACUAUGCCAGUCAGGUGCAGACCGCCCACUCUCAGUCGCAUGUGCAGCGCUCCAGCAUCAGCAACGACGGCGGCCUGGCGCCCGCCCACUAUGCUGCCGCGCCACAAGUCGCCAGCUACGCACUUGGACACACCGCGCCCGCCGCCCAAAUACAGCUGACCAGCGGCCACGCCGCCUUGGGCCAGGGUCUGGCCUAUGGUGGACACUAUGCAGCAGCCGCUGCUGCGCCCACGCUCGCCUAUGGCGGUCACUACGCCGCUGCCGCCCCAGCCCUGGCCUAUGGAGGCCACUAUGCAGCCACAGCGCCCGCUCUGCAGCUGUCGGGCGCCUCGCACCUGGGCUAUGGCUAUGGAUAUAGUGCUGCUGCCGCACCGGCGCUCUCGCAUGGUUAUCUGGCAGCUGCCGCACCCGCACCCAUUGUGAAAUACGCCGCCGCCGCUCCAGCUUAUGCACCUGGCAUCAUCGGACAUGGCAUUGGACUGGCUGCACCGGCCUACGCAGCUCCGGCCUACGCAGCUCCGGCCUACGCAGCUCCGGCCUACGCAGCACCGGCCUAUGCCACGCAUUUGGCUGCCGGCCCCGUGCUCAAGGCUGCCGUUGCCGCACCCGCUCUGGUGCACACAUCCGUCUCCGGCCAUGGCAUUCAGUAUGGCUACUAGAACUUGGGAUGACCCACAGUAUGCUGCCCAACAACCACCACCCCCGCCACCGUCCACCAAGCCAUCCGCCAUCCGCCAUCCCCAACAUGGAGUAAGCGGCUAAAAAUAAUAUUCAUGCCCGGCUUAAUUGUAAAUAGUGCUUCGCUUGGCCGUUUAAUUGAAACUCGAAAUUCAAAAUGCACAAAAUGGCUAAUUCGAAAUUGCAACAUUUGCCAAUUUUCAGUGCGCCAAUAUGAUAUAUGUAUAUAUACAUAUAUGUAUAUUUGUUUUUUUUUGGCUUAAUUUUUUUGUAAUAUUAUUGUAUAUGCCAUAGCAAAGCUCCAUGUUAAGAACGGAAAAUCUCCCUGUUACAUGAAUAUUAAUUGUGUAAUUUGCCUCUGUAUUUUGUGCGUGUGUCCUCUUUUUUUUGGUUUUUUUUUUA